Penicilliopsis zonata CBS 506.65 is the source of this 1661-nucleotide messenger RNA. RefSeq lists its product as hypothetical. Gene Ontology annotation, biological process: endoplasmic reticulum organization; endoplasmic reticulum to Golgi vesicle-mediated transport; Golgi organization. Lineage: Eukaryota; Fungi; Ascomycota; Eurotiomycetes; Eurotiales; Aspergillaceae. The record is from RefSeq and is a predicted model, not a curated record. The transcript has 7 exons. Gene Ontology annotation, cellular component: endoplasmic reticulum-Golgi intermediate compartment; endoplasmic reticulum membrane; COPII-coated ER to Golgi transport vesicle. Gene Ontology annotation, molecular function: D-mannose binding. Bases 260 to 1537 code for a protein of 425 amino acids.
AGCCAUCUCUCCGUAUGGACAUGUCGGACGUCGCAGUGCGCCACUCGGUUGCUCUUUCGAGUCUUAAUAUCCAUCACAUCGUCGAUCUAUCUCCCACAGCUGUUUCAAUUGCCCGCGAAGUUCGCUACUGCGUCAUUGCCGUGGUGGUUGGGUGGAUCACCACUCGCGUUGUUUCCGAGCUGUCAACUCGCCGGCGAACCGGGGAUCGUUAAGUUGCGAAGACGUAUACGCAACGCAGAGUACUUGAUUCGGUGGCACAAUGAGGGUCCUAGCGUCGUUUGCGACUCUGGUGGCCGCUGUCAGUGCUCAAUCGGUGAUUGAGAGCUCCAGCUUUGGCUAUGGACAGAGCAUAUCGCCAAGUAGCGACUACCUUCCCGGCUGGUUAACGGGAGGAGAGGGUCAUGUUCCCCAGAUUCUAUCCGACAAACUCAUCUUGACGCCUCCUUAUCCUGGUAACACGAGGGGUUUCCUCUGGUCCCAAACACCCGUUUCACAAUCUGAGUGGACGGCAGAGUUUCAAUUUAGGGCCAGCGGCCCUGAAAGAGCAGGCGGUAAUCUCCAGCUAUGGUACACAAAGGAUGGACAAGACAAGAUUGGUACUUCUAGUAUCUACACUGUGGGCCAGUUCGACGGCUUUGCUUUGGUCAUUGAUUCGCAUGGGGGCAGAGGUGGGAGCAUCAGAGGUUUCCUGAACGACGGUACAACAGACUAUAAGAGUCACCGGAGUGUGGACAGUCUGGCUUUUGGUCACUGUGCCUAUCCCUACCGGAACCUGGGACGCCCCUCUAUUCUUCGUGUGAAGUACACCCAAUCGGUUUUGGAGGUCACCGUUGAUGACAAGCUGUGUUUUCAAACCCCAAAGGUGGCUCUGCCUGAGGGAAACACGUUUGGCAUCACAGGCGCAACCCCAGAGAACCCUGACUCGUUCGAAAUCUUCAAAUUCGUCGUGUCAUCUUCCAGUUCCGGUUCAUCUGGGAGCAUUCCAGUCCUGCAGGAGAGCAGUCAGCAGGGGAACAACCAGCAAGGGAGCAGCCAGCAGCCUAUCGUUGUGCGAAACGCCCAAGAACCUGUUGUGCAGACAACGGACUCACAGGCUACGCCCCAGCAACUGGUCGACAUUGGCAACCGUCUCCAGCUGGUCGACCAGGCUACUAAUACCCUCGUUCGCGAUGUCGCCGGUCUGGCCUCCAAGUUCGAAGACCGCCAUGCGGAAGCUAUGCAGCAAAUGGCGACCAAGGACCGGGUGGCCAGCAUUGAUGCUCGUCUCCAGCGGAUCGAACAGGCGCUGGCAGCCAUCCAACGUGAUCUCGAACGCAAGGACUACAGCAGCAGCUUCAGCCAAUUGCACGAAACCCUCAAAACGUCUCAUCUCAGCCUGCACGAAGCUCUCCAUGAUUCUCUUCGGAACAUCAUCACGGCCGCGAGCCCUAGAAUGGGAUUCUUCAUCUGCAUGAUCAUCGCCUUCCAGCUUGUCCUAGUCAUCUCGUACGUCAUCUACAAACGCCGGCGCGCCAACAUGCCGAAGAAAUUUCUCUGAUCCGGGAGUUUUUUUUCUUCCUUGUUUCCCCGAUACUGGGUCGGCCUUGCUGGAAGAUGGAUGAAUUGCGUCCCCUGUCUAUUUCGGUGUUUUUCUUUUUCAAACAGACUUACGGUUGCUGGAG